Messenger RNA from Hyphopichia burtonii NRRL Y-1933, 1919 nucleotides. RefSeq names its product Rbf1p (gene RBF1). Lineage: Eukaryota; Fungi; Ascomycota; Pichiomycetes; Serinales; Debaryomycetaceae. Bases 212 to 1768 code for a protein of 518 amino acids. The transcript has a single exon. The record is from RefSeq and is a predicted model, not a curated record.
ACUUGUGCAGGACUGCUGUUUAUAUUCACAACCCAUAUUUACGGUAAACUAGUCUUAAUAUCAAUCUUAUCAUAUUCAGAAACAUACCUUGGGUGAAAGAACGGUGUGGGAAAGGAAUUGAUUGAAUUUGCUAGAAGAAAAGGGUGUAAUUUGAGUUAAAUAAAGGAAUUGAAUAAACAACAGAAGUUACUCUUUGAAUAAAUCUGCCAUAAUGCUGGGUCCUUCUACGUCUAAUGAAAGAACAAGAGCAACAUCUCGCCAACAACAACAACAGCAGCAGCAGCAGCAGCAGCAGCAGCAGCAGUACCAACAGUAUCAGCAACAACAACAACAGGCUCCACCGCAAUACCAAGCUCAAUAUCAACAAUACCCGCCACCAACUCACCAUCAACAGCAACAACCACAACAACAUCAAAUAGCCCACGAUCCAAUUUCGGCAGCCACAGCUAUAGCCAUGGCCAAUGCCCGACACCAAGAGUAUAAUGCAGCAGCGGCCACCGCUGCUGCUGCUGUUUCAGCCUUAAGUCAUCAUCCAGACGACCCUAACCAGUUCAGCUCACAUAGUCACCACUUGAAUCCUCAGAUAUCACCAGCGGAGGCAGCUGCUCAAGCGGCUCAGUUGCAACAACAUCAAUUGAGCAGUAACCCACAAUUACAGCAGUUUCAGCAAGUUCAAGCCCAACAACUUGCCGCUGCCCAACAACAACAACAACAUCACCAACAACAGCAGCAUCAACAACAACAUCCGCUUCAUCAGGCACAAGAUCCGUAUCUGAUAACACCCAGCUCUGCUGAGCAACCAGAUUUUAAUGGCGGUAGCGUGUUGGUUUCUCGUUAUGCCGAUAAUGAAGUUAUCAAAACAUUUGGUUCAAAACCUGACUUGGUUAAAUAUGUUAAGAAUAUUUUAAGUGAUCAAGAACAAUGUAAAAUCGUUAUAAAUUCUUCUAAACCAAAAGCCGUUUAUUUCCAAUGUGAAAGGUCGGGAUCUUUCAGAACCACUGUUAAAGAACCUUCGAAGAGACAAAGAGUUGCUUAUACCAAAAGAAAUAAAUGCGGUUAUAGAUUAGUUGCCAAUUUAUAUCCUCCUAAAACUAAAAGAAUUCCUAAAAAACCUCAAAGUCCAGGUAUUCAACCUGAUUUUAGUGAUGGUAAUAUUGACGCUAAAAUAGAUACUUAUGAACAUCAAAUUCAUCACCCUGUUCAACAUCAACAUCAACAACAAAAUCCUGAUUACGAUGAUGGUGAAGAUGAAAUUUGGGUUUUGCGAAUGAUUCAUCCUGCUCAUAAUCAUCCUUUGGAACCAGGUUUAGCCACUGGUCAAGCUAAGAAAAAGAGAUCGAAAUUUAGUAGAACUCUAGUUGAAAAACCUUUAAACAGAACUAAUGGAACUGCUGCCGCUGCCGCCGCUGCUGUGGCACAAGCUUACAAUCCAAAUGAAUUACUUGAUCCUCAACAUCAAUUGGCUCAACACCACUUGGCCCAACAGCAAUUGCAGCAACAUCAAUACCAACAGCAAUUGGCCCAACAAGCCCAACAUCAUGGAUUAACCGCCACGGUGCCUCAUACUCAGCACCAUACUCACCAUGACUCUACUGCUCAUGGCGGUGGGCCAUCAGUUCAAGAUGUUGCUGUUAUUGCCGCCAUGGGCGGUGAUGCGUCUUCUGCUGCUGCUGCUGCUGCGUUACAUGAACAGCAUGUUGAUCCAAACAUUGAUCCUAAUGUUGACCCUAGUGUUCAAGAACAUGAUCAUUCACAUAGGUUGAGAUGAUUUUUUUGAAGAACAAUAAAAAAAGUUUGAAUGAAAUUCUAUACUGAAUUACCUCAUAUGAAACUUCAAAUUAUCUCCAAUCUAUGAUCCAAUUAUGAAUGAAAAUCUCAAGCCCAUAGAAAUGACACUUGUUCUGAGUUUAUGUUUCUGC